This is a messenger RNA of Anarrhichthys ocellatus (wolf-eel), 3023 nucleotides long. RefSeq names its product RING finger protein 11-like. The transcript has 3 exons. Bases 511 to 978 code for a protein of 155 amino acids. Gene Ontology annotation, molecular function: ubiquitin protein ligase activity. Gene Ontology annotation, cellular component: ubiquitin ligase complex. NCBI's taxonomy places the organism in Eukaryota, Metazoa, Chordata, Actinopteri, Perciformes, Anarhichadidae. Gene Ontology annotation, biological process: ubiquitin-dependent protein catabolic process. The record is from RefSeq and is a predicted model, not a curated record.
ACCGAUAACAUGUCCUCCGGUUGAAGAAAGGGCUAGCAAGGAAGCGAACUGUUUAAUAUUACUUGCAAAGUUCAACGGAGGAGAUGUCGCUACUGUACAAAGCUCAGGCCGCUUAGAGUAACAGCCACAGCUGCUGCUGAAGUAGAUAGUUUGUAGAAAUCGUGAUUAUUUCAAAGGAAUGAGCGACACGGAAGUCGUCCAGCUGGCUAGCGAAAAAAGUAGCUAGCUAGGCUAGUUGUCGUUAGCACGGGAGUUCUUUGUUUUGUUUUUCAGCUGGAGGUCCCUGUGUUCACGAAGAGAAACUGGUGUCGACAGCUUUAACAUUUAACGUUGAUGGAGACGUUUUAGAAUAAUGUACAUGGUAUAUUUAGCAAUGUGUAGUUGAACUACUAGUUAAUGAUCAGAGGGAUAUAUUGGACAAAACUAUCAUUAGCCACCGAGAGCAACUUUAGCAAGAGAGAGAGAUCCGAUUUUUAACGUUGGGCAGGACCGGGCUGGAGACACGAAGACAUGGGCAACUGUCUCAAGUCUCCCACAUCAGAUGACAUCUCUCUGCUUCACGAGUCCCAGUCAGACAGGGCGAGUUUCGGCGAGGGGACAGACCCGGACCUGGAGCCGCCUCCUCCGUACCAGGAGCAGGCUCACAUGCCCAUGUACCACCCCACACCUAGUCAGGCCCGCCUGGCCACCCAGCUGACAGAGGAGGAGCAGAUCCGCAUAGCUCAGCGCAUUGGCCUCAUCCAGCACCUCCCGAAGGGUGUUUACGAUGGAGGGAAGGACGGCUCAGAGAAGAAGAUCAGAGAAUGCGUGAUCUGUAUGCUGGAUUUUGUUUAUGGGGACCCCAUCCGAUUCCUGCCGUGUAUGCACAUCUACCACAUGGACUGUAUAGACGACUGGCUGAUGAGGUCCUUCACCUGCCCCUCCUGCAUGGAGCCCGUGGAUGCUGCCCUGCUCUCCACCUACGACGAGACCAACUGAUGUUUCACCCCUCCUCCUUAAAGCUUAGAUCAAACACACACACACACCCAACAAUGGCCCUCUGGUAGAGUGAGAGGAGCUAAAAAAAAAACAAGUUAACUUUUCUUGCACUUUGAAAAAUUCAAAAUUUGCCACCCAAAUGUUGGCCCUCCAUGUCCUCUGGUCUAAAUAAUAAGCUGGUCUUAAACAUCAGUUACACAAACUGUUUACAGGCAACACUAUGUGUGUGUGUGUGUGUGUGUGUGCGUGUGCGUGCGUGUGUGCGUGCGUGUUGCUGACGGGGAGGGUGUGUGUGAGCUGUUUGAUGACUGUGCAUUUCCGCUUGAGCCGGUCUCAGUGGCCCCCCCCCAAACUGACCCCAGUUCACCUUCAUUCCCAGUUAGUCAUCAUUAAAAUGGAUAAUAAGGUCAACAGGUGAUCGACCAAAAUGCUACGAGUUGUCGCUAGAAAUCUGUUGGAUUCAAUUUGAAGCUUUCUGUGGCAACAGUAAGACUUCCUCAACAAAGUGAUCUCUGAACAUGUGCUCAGAGGCAUGGGAAUAAACAGCAUACAUUUACACUGUUGUUAGAAGAAAUCACUCUCCAGCUUGUUAGGAUUACAAACAAAGAAACCCCUCAAAGAUAAAUGUACACCUACAGGAGAUCAAGGCGACGGGAUGUUCGGCUGCUCCAAAUGGCCGGACUUUAAAGAAAAUGCUUUGAGUCGAAGGGAAUGUGACGUCUGACGGGAACGUUCCUCGAGGCGGUGUUUUAAAGUAGCUGGCAGCCAAAGUAAAGGGCUCAUUGGUGCAUGGGCAGGGUCAGUCAAAAAUUAGAAAAUGCUUGCACACACUUUUCAUCUGAUCCAGAGAUUUGCACUUUACUUAUAGGACAGUAUCUAAACAAUAUAUUAAUAUAUGUACCUUAUAACCUUGCACUAUCAAUCCUUCAUUUCCUGAGAUGCAAAAGUUCUAUAACUGAAAAGGUAUUUUCAAAGCUGUCAGUAGUCACUUAUCACAUCGAGGUAAACCUGAAGAUGUAUUUAAUGAAAUCUGUGCUUCAGUAGUAUGAGCCUCCACUUUGUUCCGCUUGACUUUUCAUUCUUGUGUGUGUUUGUGUGGAAAUGAAGGGACAGAGGCUUGCUGCGGUUUAAAGGAGAAGUUAAACAUCUUGACACAAGAAGACAUCAAUCUGAUUCUGUGCGUUACGUUUCUCCUGGAGCAAGGAGGGGAUUAGCUUAGCAUAGCAUAAAGACUAAGCCGGGGUAAACUGCUAGCAUGGCUCCGAAGCUGCGUCCUCAGAAAUGUAAGCGAAGGCGUGGUUAAAAAAGCAAGCGUAUCUCCGGUAGCUGGGAGUAAAGUGUUCAAUAAACCAUUUAAGUACAAGAUAUAAUGUGUUAAUAAUGAACUAGAGAGUGCUGGGUGGCUUUUUUAUUUUUUACUUUGGAGGGCUAAGCUAGCUGUUUCCCCCUGCUUCCAGUCUUUAUGCUAAGCUAAUAGCCUCCCUCAUCUAGCUUACUUGGCGUACAGACAUGACGAAGGUAUCAAUCUGCUCAUCAAAGCUAAGAAGCAUUUUUCACAAAUGUUGAACUGCUCCUUUAAGGGGAAAAAAAGAGGCUAAAUUUGAAGCAAACUUGAAACUCUUAGAUUUUGAAUCCACAUUAGUACAAAGUCAUUUUCUUUAUUUGUCACAUUUUUUUUUAGUUUUAUUCCACUAUAAUUGUUUCCUUAUUUCCAUUCACUGCAGCAGUAGUUGCAAACAUUUCCUUUUGAUUCGUGACAUCGUUUGAUGAAAGUGUGGCUGUAUUUUUCUGUUUCCUGUGUUUUAUCGUUUUUGUUACAUUUGUGUAAAUUCCACUUUGUAUUUAGGACAGUAAGUCAAUAACUCUUCCACUGGUUUAAGCCUGACUGUGCAAACCUCUGUCCCAAAUGAAUUUCAGAGUAUGAGAGACUUCUUUUAUCGUGUGAUAGUCACAACAGAGACUUUCAUUAAGCUUUUCCUUUGCUGUGUUUUUCAUCUUAAGUUUAUUCUGAAAAUUAUGUCCUGUGAUCUUGUUUUAUUUGUUUC